Molecule: messenger RNA, 2322 nt
Organism: Marmota monax (woodchuck)
Lineage: Eukaryota; Metazoa; Chordata; Mammalia; Rodentia; Sciuridae
Product: putative selection and upkeep of intraepithelial T-cells protein 1 homolog
Exons: 9
Coding region: 113-1165 (350 amino acids)
Biological process (GO): regulation of cytokine production; T cell receptor signaling pathway
Cellular component (GO): external side of plasma membrane
Molecular function (GO): signaling receptor binding
Source: RefSeq, a predicted model, not a curated record
UGAUGUGCUGCCUCACCUUAGGUCCUUGAACAAUGGAGUUGGCCAUCUAUGGACUGAUACCUGUGAAACCAGAAAGAAUCUUGGCUCUUAUUGGAUUAUCACCAUUCUAUGUAUGAUGGCGCCUGCAACUUCCUCUUUUUCUGGGUACUUCAUGGCCAUUCUUCUCUUACAGAUGGAAAUGCUCACCUCAGAGCAGUUCACUGUGCGCAGCUCCGCGAGCCACAGGGUGGUCACGGUGGGCGCACAGACAGAGUUCAGCUGCCAGCUGUGGCCACCCCAGAAUGCACUGCACAUGGAGGUGGGCUGGUUUCGGAAUCAGUCCUCUCCGCUGGUUUACCUGCCUGCGAAUGAGGAAGAGCGCUCUGGAGAAAGCACGCAGAACUCUGCAAAUCCCACGUUAUUCCUGAAGGACGCCCUAGAAGAGGGCAAAAUAUCCCUUAGAAUCUACAAUAUCAGUAUUUUUGAUGGAGGGCUGUACCACUGUUUCUUUAGGGAUGGUGACACCUAUGAAGAGGCCACUGUGGAUUUGAGGGUGGCAGCUAUAGGCACAGACAUACAGAUUAGUGUUCAGGUUUCUGACACAGAGGGGCUGCUGGUGGAAUGUGACUCAGGAGGGUGGUUCCCACAAGCUGAGAUGACGUGGAGAGACAGCAGUGGAAAUACAAUUCCACACUCAUCAAAAUAUUACUCUCAGGAUGGAACUGGAUUAUUACACCUGAAGAUGAGUGUUCUUCUCAAAAACAGCACCCAUGGUCCCGUCACUUGCUGCUUUUACAACCCAGCCACUGGCCAGGAGAAAAGAGCAGGUAUUGUCAUAUCAGAUAUCCUGUUGAAAUCAAAGUGUAUGUUUUGGUCAGCUACAAUCGCUCUGAUGUAUGCGAUCAUUAUGAUCCCUGUGUUGGCUCUUCAGUGUUGCAGAAAAAGAGUUCUACAGAAUAGAAGAACUUGCUUUCAAGUUGUGCUUCAGGGUCUUCCUUUAGUGUUACACGUGGCCUUCUUACCUCUCUACUUCAGGUUCAGGAGCAGAGGCUUUAUUUCAGAUGACCUGUACUCAUUGUAUUGUGGAUGGAUAUGGGAUCUAUGCAUAAUGUUGACUGUAUUGAUGGUGUUUUUCUCUGUGCUUAUUCUCACUCUACUUAACAUAUCAACAAUUUUUUCUAAUUAGGAAAUGAGUCUUUUCAUCCGAAACAAAAGAGGCUGGAUGACUGUAAAAGAGAUGAUAUAAAACUUUGAGGAAGAAGCAUUUUGUACCAAGAACCUAUAUUUUUUAGCAAAGCCAAGUAAUCACCAAAGUGUGGGAGAAAAAUAAAAAGUUUCCUGGAGACUCAAAUAUUUCUAGAACAUAUUAUAUGAAUGUCUUAUUUACAAAAUUUUGAGAUUAUUUAUGUCAAAUAUAAUUGCUUCAUAAGAAUUCAAGCUGUGUUAAUACCUAAUUGUAGGAAAAGUGAUAAGCUAAUAAACAAAUGUUUCAUAAAAUCUAAACAUUGCCCUGAAAUAGUCAAAACAUAUCAUAAUCAGAAAUAUAAAUAAAAUGGAACCUCUGGUUUUCAGUCUGAGACUCAAGUUGAAUGAAAUUAUAAAAUAGAAGAUAUUUGUUUUUCAGGCCAUAGGCUUACAACUUAAGAAUAAAAGCAAUUUUAAUCAAAAGAGAUGGAAAACAAAUUCCUGGAGACUCAUAGAAUACACCAAUAUUUACAUUAGUAUUAUACAGAAAGCAUAAAUACUAUAGAUAAAGAAGACCACUACAUGUUAGCACAAGGUGUCAGUAUUUGAAAUUUUUAAUAUCUGGUUUGCAUGUGGUGCUAUCUUCUUGAGGUUUCAAUUUUUUUGUAUUCCGUUAUGACUGCUUAUCUAAUCUAGUAUAAAGUAGAGGGGAAAGCAACACUUUUAAACAUACUACACUUGUCUAACUCAGUGCAAAAUCAAUCCAAGGCAAUUUGUAAAUGUCUACAUGGGAGUUUAAGAUAAGGACCUAUUAGAAAUUAAUCCAGGACAUCACAGAAGAAAAACUUGAUGUGAAACUAACACUAGAUAAGGAUUUCUGAAGAAGGUAAGUUUUGAAUUAGACUUUUAAGAUAGUUUGUACCUCAGGCUUACAAGAGAAAAAUAAACCAGGCACCUCGUGGUUCUAAGGAUUAAUACUUUUGCUAAGAAUGGCUUGUUUUAAGUAGUCUUGUCUCUCUCUUGAGUUCUUGGUGUUUUUAAAAGCUUAUGGAUUAGAAGAAUUAAUAUGGUCCAAAUGUCUGUACUACUGAAAGUGAUUUAUAGAUUAAAUGCAAUCUCCAUUAAAAUAUCAAUGACAACCUUUACAGAAAUAGAGAA